ACGAGCUAUUAGCACAACCAUUCCAAUCAGUGGCGAGGAGUAAUGCAGGCAGGUAGGACGUGUUUUAAGCUAGUGACUUUUUAUACGCGUCAUCGGCAGUGGAAUCAAAUCUCUGAAAAAAAUUAUUAGGAACUGGAGUGAACCAGAAGGUGUUUAGGAGCUAGGGCAUCAUAAGACGUCCGACAUAAAAAAUCUGUUAACUAUAGAAUAUCCAGUUAGUAUUCUUGUAAUUAAUGGACAAGUAUAUCAAGCAUUUGCUUUAAAACAGGUUGGACUUUUUCGGUGUACAGGAUAUGAUUAGAGCGACAUCUUGGAAAUAUUUUCUACGAUUACAGCCAGUCGAAUUGUAGUAAGCAAGACAUUCAGAGGUGAAACCACAUACAAACCAUCAAAAUGACGUCUCCCGAAGAUAUAUUAGACGAAGGAAUCAUAAAGUCACUAAAUUCACUAUCAAAAGAAUGGAGGGAAAUGGUAAUGGAGGCGUGGAUGGAUCUGUUCGAGCAGGAGACAGAAGAUACUGUGAAUGUUAUAGAGGAGUCCCGAAUGAUGAUACGGUCAACACUCCUCGAUUUCAAUUACGAAAACCAACAGCUUAAAAAUGAGGCUCGUCUGCUUGAGGAAAAACGAAAGCAGGAUGAUUUCAGCCAUUCACAAAUGAAAGGUCGAGAAUCAAAAAUGGAAGUCGACACACGACCAAAUAGUCGAAGUCUGGCUCAAAUACGUAACGAACGUGCCCAAAGCAGAGCACAGAGCCGUAUCGGCCGCAGUUGGGGCGAUUUGGCAGACCUCCGUAGAGAAAAAUCCUACAUGCGAAGUCCAACCACUCUAAGCGUUAGUGAAGUCAGACCAAGCAGGAGUCAAAACCGUAAUGAAGAGAGUUGGGGAGAACUAUCGGCUGGACGACCAGACAAAAUCAGGAGUCGUAGCCCGAGACCAGAGUCACGGCCAUUCAGUACUCUCAGUUCUGGCGAGCCAAUAUUGUCUCCUGAUCAGAUGAAGAAGGAGACAGAUAUGAUUAUUGGCGACAUGCAGAAUGCAGACUACAAGUUAAUGAAAGAGCGAGAGCGACAGGUGGAACAGAUGCUGAAACGUCGGGAAGAGAAAAUGGAGGAUAAGAAAAACGAACUAAGGAACCAGGCCCAAGCUAUCCUCAACAAAGCCAUCGAGAUGAGUAAUGCGGCUGCGUCUGAUAAGAAAAAGGUAGACUUACAGCUGCAGGCCAGACUGGACGCGCUGAAGAAAAACAAAAUGAGGCAAUCAAGCCGAGCAUCUCAUCACCACGAAGACAUGGAUGACAUUGAAGAAAUACAUAUGUGAUUAGAAGACCAUGUAUUUAUGGUUAUCAUUAUGGUGGUAUACGAUGAAGACGAAUCCACCUGCGAUCUGUAUGAAGUAAUUAUGACAACGACAUGAGUGUCAUAUUUCUGGUAAAGCGGAUUAUUUAUUGUGGUGACAAUUUCAGUUGGAAUCUGUUAUUGUAUGACAGAUUGUCUCUCAUUCAUACAAAGGGAGACAAUCCCAAUCGGGGAAUCCUAAAGACAUACUGAUAAUAACUGACCUUGUUGUAUAUGAAGAGUUCAUUCAGAAUUGUUUAGGACAAGAAGAGUGAUAAUGUAGAUUGACAUUACUAAGGACUUGCAAAUACUUUACAUACAUUUUAGCUUUACAGUUUCCAGCACUUUUAAUUUACGAUUAUCGGUUGAGGUGGUUCUAGAAUGAUAUCCUAUCCGCCUCGACACUCAAAACAUAACAUUAUAUACUAUUGAAGGGAACUGAGUAAUUGUAAUUCGAAUAUGUUUCCGAUCAAAAACCGUAAAUCCUGACCCGACUCAGCACUUAGAGAGGGUUGAUAUAACUCAAUUGUCCUUCAUUAAGUACAUCCUUAUUUUGUUUAAAAUACUAAUCUUACCAAUAUUACAGUCAGAAACCUGUCUUAUUUAUAUCUGUAUGACAACAGACAGGUUUCAGUGUAUAUACUCUCUUGUUGUAAUUGUCUUCUAUCAUUUAUUUUCAAUUUUAUCAUAUCCAAACAUUUUAAUGUUGUGUUUAACAUUUAAAUCAUUAAAUGGAAAACACUGCGCCCUGACAGAGUCUUAAUCCGUGGUUAGACAGGGCUGUACCAAUGUAAAUACCAUAAUAGAACUAUAUUUAGUACGUGUUCUUGCAAGUCAAUUUGUGAUUUUUCAUUUCUCAAUCUAUUAUAAAUAUACAUAUACAUGUGUAAAGCGUUUGAUAUAUAACCUUACCAUGGUUUCAUUAGACUGGCAUCUGUUUCUAGAAUAUUAAAAUCAUAAAUAUAAUUGUCUUUUGUGAUUUUGGUCUCUAGAAUAUUUCUGAUAAGUUUCAAACAAAGGGGAGAUAAGCUUAUAUUAGAAUUAAGCUUAGCACUUCGUAACAAACGUAGUGACUGGUGGCCAGUCUACGGUUUUGAUCAAUAUUUCUUAACUAUUUUUUUUUCAUCGAAAGUAAUUAUUGGAUUUAAAGAAGUAAUCUAAGCUAGGAUACUUUACUUAAGUUUUGUAAUGUUUUGAAUGAAAAUUGUAACUUUUUGGAAUGUAUUUAAAGUAAGGAAUACGGAUGAAACCUGGGUGGUAUGAUCAGUUGAACGGGUCAGUAUCUUUUAAUCAUCGACAUGUGGUGUCUAUUGUUAUCCAGUCAUUUCAUAAAUAAAAUAUUAUUUCUACACUU
Pecten maximus is the source of this 2688-nucleotide messenger RNA. RefSeq lists its product as uncharacterized. The transcript is spliced from 5 exons. Lineage: Eukaryota; Metazoa; Mollusca; Bivalvia; Pectinida; Pectinidae. The record is from RefSeq and is a predicted model, not a curated record. Bases 394 to 1317 code for a protein of 307 amino acids.